This is a messenger RNA of Aethalodelphis obliquidens (Pacific white-sided dolphin), 1248 nucleotides long. RefSeq names its product delta 4-desaturase, sphingolipid 2 (gene DEGS2). The record is from RefSeq and is a predicted model, not a curated record. Gene Ontology annotation, molecular function: sphingolipid delta-4 desaturase activity. The transcript is spliced from 2 exons. Gene Ontology annotation, cellular component: membrane. NCBI's taxonomy places the organism in Eukaryota, Metazoa, Chordata, Mammalia, Artiodactyla, Delphinidae. Bases 222 to 1229 code for a protein of 335 amino acids. Gene Ontology annotation, biological process: ceramide biosynthetic process; sphinganine metabolic process.
UGUUUUGAUGGCGGGAAUUACGUUUCUGUGGCCCAUGCUGACGCCUGCUCUUUGUGUAGGCUGGUGACAAAGACCCCCACCCUGGGGAGUCUCCCCAGAGCCCCCUGGGUGGUGGGGGGAGACAGGUCUGCCUGCCUCCCUCGGCACGAGCACAGGCGAGGCUGCUUCUAGGCCCAGAGCCGCAGUGCCGGAUCUCAGAGCACUGCCUGGGGGCUUGAUGGAUGGUGGAGGGAAAGACGGGGAAGAUGGCAGGAAAGAUUGAAGGAGGGGGGAGGGGAAGCACGCAUCUGGACCCACGCGGCCAGCACCCCCUCACCUUCUCUCCCGUCCUCCCUGCAGCCAAGUACCCGGCCAUCAAGGCCCUGAUGCGGCCGGACCCUCACCUCAAGUGGCUGGUGCUGGGGCUGGUGCUGGCGCAGCUGCUGGCCUGCUGGCUGGUGCGGGGCCUGGCGUGGCGCUGGCUGCUCUUCUGGGCCUACGCCUUCGGGGGCUGCGUGAACCACGCGCUGACGCUGGCCAUCCACGACAUCUCGCACAACACGGCCUUCGGCACUGGCCACCCCGCCCACAACCGCUGGUUCGCCGUCUUCGCCAACCUGCCCUUGGGUGUGCCCUACGCCUCCUCCUUCAAGAAGUACCACGUGGAUCACCACCGCUACCUGGGCGGCGACGGGCUGGACGUGGACGUGCCCACGCGCCUCGAGGGCUGGCUCUUCUGCACGCCGGCCCGCAAGCUGCUCUGGCUGGCGCUGCAGCCCUUCUUCUACUCGCUGCGGCCGCUCUGCGUGCACCCCAAGGCCAUGACCCGCAUGGAGGUGUUCAACGCCCUGGCGCAGCUGGCGGCCAACGCCACCAUCUUCACCCUCUGGGGGCCCAAGCCCAUGGUCUACCUGCUGGCCAGCUCCCUGCUGGGCCUGGGCCUGCACCCCAUCUCGGGCCACUUCGUGGCUGAGCACUACAUGUUCCUCAAGGGCCACGAGACCUACUCCUACUAUGGGCCCCUCAACUGGAUCACCUUCAACGUGGGCUACCACAUGGAACACCACGACUUCCCCAGCAUCCCGGGCUGCAACCUGCCCCUGGUGCGGAAGAUCGCGCCCGAGUACUACGACCACCUGCCCCAGCACUACUCGUGGGUGAAGGUGCUCUGGGACUUUGUGUCCGAGGACUCCCUGGGGCCCUACGCCAGGGUGAAGCGGGUGUGCAAGCUGGCGAAGGACGGCCUGUGAGCCCGACGGCCGGUGCCCC